CGUGUCCGAAAAUUCACUAUUUGUUUGCAUUUUGCACUUUUAUACUGUGCAUUGGCAAUAUCUAUUGUUUCCUUAAAAAGUUAUUGUAUAUACCUACCUGUCUCCCAUGUCUGAAAUUUCGGAUACUGCAUCUUUACAGACUUCGACCAUUUCGGAAGCUCCAGUUUCCAGAGAACAGGACAGUCAUGUCCGAUCCGCCGCAUCGCCAUCUACUGCACAACAGCCAUCGCCUAUCGUGGACGGCGAAGGUCCAGAAGACGGUCCCCUUUUUCGAGCGACCAUUAACCAGCUUGAGAAACGUACCAGCACCCUUAAAGCGUACAUCAAAAAGAUUAUCAAAGCGGCUACGUCGUCAUUGGAAGCCAGACGAACAUUGUUGGAAACAGAUAGCUUGUUCAUCCAAGUCUUACGAGAGACACCGUCCGUCGAACCACUGUUGACUCACUAUUUGGACGAAGCAUGGCAAAAAAUUCUGCAAGAACGAGAACUCCUUCAGUAUUCCAUGCAGUCGCUGUUGAUUGACCCGCUGCAGAAAUUGUACGACAUGGAUAUUAAAGCAGCCGACGCCAAACGAAAGCAAUUUGAGGAGGAAAGCAAGGAUUACUAUGCAUGCCUAGCAAAAUAUUUAAGCAUCAAAACAGACUCUACCAAGGAGAAAAAACGCACAGAAUACGAAGCCAAGUACUUUGCCAAAAGGAGUCAUUUCGAUCUGAUACGUUUCGAUUACUAUGCUUUUUUGACCGAUCUCCAUGGCGGCAAGAAGGAUCAAGAAGUCUUGUAUCACCUACUCACCCACCAACAGCGAGAAUAUACCUUUUACGAUUCCAUUGCACGGUGCCUUCAACCUUUAAAGUCAGGAUUAGAUGAGCUCGGUGCUAUUAUGCAGGAAGCGUCGCGGGAACAAGCCCAAGUGAACAAAGAGAGAUACGAAAAGCGGAAGAUGUUGGAAGGUAAAUACACGAAAAGCGAAGCGGAAGCAUCGGCAGUGAUGGCAGGACAAACGCCGGUGUCUGAACCGCGGUCGAGUUUCUCGUUUACAAGAGAUGCGCCCCGAGAACCUUCUAUCAACACUCCAGGGACUACGUUGGAAGGCAGUCAGAAUCCGGCUUUGGCAACACCGUCAAAUGUGGGUCUAGGAAUUCUCAAUAACAGUAGUCCGUCCGAGGCUCCUCCGUCAGAAGAUAAAUUUCGUGGUAUCCGGGACCUGGAGCAACAAGAUCGCGAUCUAUUGCAAAUAGCUGGUCGAAGAAAAGAAGGGUUUUUAUUCUCGACCUCCAAACCUUCAAAAAAUCAUGCUUUUGAUUUGACGGCCAAUGUGGCAUGGCACAAGUACUGGUGCGUGUUGAGCGCUGGUCAGCUUCAUGAAUACAGUAACUGGAAGAAACAGCUCGAAACCCAUAUUGAACCUAUCAACCUUCGCUUUGCUACGGUACGGGAGGCACGAAACGCCGAACGCCGGUUCUGCUUUGAGGUCAUUACCCCGAACAUCCGCCGCAUCUAUCAAGCCACAUCACAGGAAGAAAUGUACAGUUGGAUAGCGACAAUCAACAACGCCAUCGAAAGUCUACUGAAUGGUAUGAGCAGCUUGGUGGAAUUCGGUCAAGUCGACAGCACCCUACCCUCUGGAUAUGAAGAAAAUGCACUAUUUCAAGGACGAUCACGACGAAUAUCUGGACGUCCUCUGAGUGGGGCUUUGAGCGGGUUGACGGCGGGAGCCAACGCUGCAAAGGAAAAAUACUUGAGAAAGAAAAGCCAACCUGUUUCAUCUCCUCCUGCGGCACCGUCCAGUGAAUUAUCAGAGCAAUGGCCUUCAAAUCAUGCUGCAUAUACCAAAGGCGAAGUUUUAUCGUCACCGUCCGAAAGUCCGGUUGUGCCUCCGCGAAGUGAUGAGGUCUUAACGCAAACGCUUACCGAAAUACGGCAAGAUCCUUCCAAUGCAUUCUGCGCAGACUGUAAUGCAUCCAAUCCAGAAUGGUGUUCAAUCAAUUUGGGGAUUCUUUUGUGUAUAGAAUGCUCUGGUAUUCACCGAAGUUUGGGCACCCACAUUUCCAAAGUGCGAUCACUGACUUUGGACAGUGCCUCCUAUACUGCUGACCUACUCGAACUACUGCGCUCGCUCGGUAAUGCUCGCUCCAAUGAAAUAUGGGAUCCGCAUGGCAAAGAAAAGCCGACAGCCAAUGACAUGCGCAACAUCAAAUUGAAAUAUAUCCAAGAUAAAUAUGUCCAGCGAGCCUUUGUGAAGCCGUGUAGCAGAAACUGCGUUGAUCUACUGUUUGAAGCAGUAGAGCAAGAUGACAUUCCCGGAGCCCUGUAUGCGGUAGCGCUCGGUGUUGACGUGAACGUCAGACGUCGAGAUUCAGCUGUAGUGACCCCAGAAGAAAAGAGCCCCUUGUCAAAAGAGGAUGCACGGCCUUGCGGAAAUACCUUGGAAUUGCCUCGAUUGGAUGUUUCGGGAAACCCGAUCUUGGGCAGAACGAUUGCUAUUCCCAUUCCCGAACAGAUACCCAGUGGACGUAGUCAGGAAUACCAGUCAAUGCACUAUGCUCUCUUCUUUGCGCUUUUGCACUGUCGGUACCAGGAUGGACAUAAAAUAUUCCCAAUGGCGGAAUUUCUCUUCCAGAAUGGUGCCGAUGCCAGCUUUAUGGACCCUAUCUCUGGCGUCACACUUACCGAGUCGAUCGCAAUGGGAAAUGCCGUCGAUGACGACGCGCUGGCCUAUUUGAACUUUAAGAACAGCGCACGAGGCCAUUCGGCUAUAUCACGUUCUAACAAUGUUGCCCCGGUGCCUCAGCCGUUACGACACCAUAAAAGUAGAAAUUACUCUGUCGGAUAAAAAUGCUAUCAUCAUCCCAAUCCUUAUCCUCAUCUCAUUCUCACCAAACCAUAACUUCGUUGCUGACAGAUUACUGC
Messenger RNA from Radiomyces spectabilis, 2910 nucleotides. RefSeq lists its product as uncharacterized. The coding region runs from base 107 to 2833 and encodes 908 amino acids. Lineage: Eukaryota; Fungi; Mucoromycota; Mucoromycetes; Mucorales; Radiomycetaceae. The record is from RefSeq and is a predicted model, not a curated record. Gene Ontology annotation, cellular component: cytoplasm. The transcript has 3 exons. Gene Ontology annotation, molecular function: GTPase activator activity; protein binding.